AUGGCGAGAAUCAUCAAGAAAGCGAUAACCCCGGUGUUACUGGCGUAUUCGAGGAGGACUGCUCGUAUAAAUUACAGCUCUUCUUCUUCCAUCUUCAUCACCCAACAAUUGAAGAACAGCAGCAGUACCAAUAUCAGCCAUAGUAGUAGCAGUUUAAUUUAUCAAAUUAGGACUCCAACUCGUGACUUCUCUUCUUCUUCUUCUACCGGUAAGAAGGGACCGUCUGGAUCUGAUAAAAUCACAGGUACCGGUGAGGAAGCUGUUGAACAUCUUCUUAAAAAGGUUGUGGAGACACCAAGUGAGUUUCCUUUCAAAAUUGAAGAUAAACCAUGGGAGAAAACCAUAACAUUGAUUGGAGACUACGGCGGUGAUGAGAUCAAAGUCAUAGUUCACAUGCCUACAGAUCAUUCCUCUACAAUCGAGGAAACCGGUGAUGACCAGAAUCAUGUCCAAAACAAGGAUAGCGCUAGUGACCCACAAUCCAGCAUUCACUUAGUUGUAACUCGAACGAAUUUUCUCGGGACUACUUUGGAGUACGGUGUCAUUGCUUAUCCAGAUGACUUUUCGAUAGACAGUUUCUGUGUCAAGUAUGCAAGGAUUCCAUAA
Molecule: messenger RNA, 606 nt
Organism: Papaver somniferum (opium poppy)
Lineage: Eukaryota; Viridiplantae; Streptophyta; Magnoliopsida; Ranunculales; Papaveraceae
Exons: 2
Coding region: 1-606 (201 amino acids)
Cellular component (GO): mitochondrial matrix
Source: RefSeq, a predicted model, not a curated record